This is a messenger RNA of Drosophila obscura, 1045 nucleotides long. RefSeq names its product ubiquitin-conjugating enzyme E2-17 kDa-like. The transcript is spliced from 2 exons. The coding region runs from base 116 to 874 and encodes 252 amino acids. The record is from RefSeq and is a predicted model, not a curated record. Lineage: Eukaryota; Metazoa; Arthropoda; Insecta; Diptera; Drosophilidae.
CCAAAAGUCCAAAAUUCAGUUCUGUCAUCAUUUUAACUUUACUUUUCACACAGCACAGAACGACCUGAACAAAAAAAAAUAAUUUUCUGCAAUUUUUACUGGAAAAACUUAGAUCAUGUCUCUACGACGCAGCACUCGCAUAAGGAAUCUGCGAGUUGCUGCCUCUCCCUAUGCCGCUGAUGCUCCACGGCGCGCUGAUUCUCCACGGCGCGCUGCCUCCGGCAUUCGUCGAUCACUGCAACGAGAGCCUACAGUCGGCGAUGAACCAUCUGAAGCUCCAAAUGUCGUUGCUGGACCCAGGAGUCGGAGCAGUGUCCGAACAACAUCUGUGUCCGUCGCGCACCAAGAGAACGGAGGACAGGGGCUGAACCGGGACCAGGACCAAGAACAAGGCCAGCGACGUAGCACCGCAGUUGGGCGUCUCUGCCGCGAGAUGGCCGAAAUAACGGCAAAUCCAACAGACGGGUGCCAGGUGGAAAUAGUAGAGGACGAUAUUAAGCACUGGUUGGCCACCAUUCUCGGACCUACCGGCACGCCCUACGAGGGAGGGCAGUUCGAAUUAGAUUUCUUUUUCCCAGAGAAAUACCCGCAUGUUCCACCUGAAGUGGCAUUUAGAACUAAAAUUUACCACUGCAACGUUUCCACUUUCGGCAGCAUUUGCAUGGACAUUCUGGCGGAGAAGUGGUCCCCGGUCCUGACGGUGGAAAAGCUUCUACUAUCCAUCAUGUCGCUGAUGUCAGACGCCAAUCCAGACGACCCCAUGGACUUGGAAAUGGCCCAAUUGUACAUCUCGAACCGCAAGCAUUACGAUCAAAAUGCCCGCAACUGGACUUCGCGUUACGCCACGCCUGCGAGUGUCUUCGAAUCUUUCUGAUACAGUACAUGGAUCAGUUCGGAGUUUAAAAUUAGUUUAUACAUACCAAAAAACACACAUUAUUAUCAAGAUACUCUUAUUGCUGUUGCUGUUACACGAACAAGACGAACAAGCAUAGACAAAACAUCACAAUUGUUGUAAUAAAUCCAAGAUACCUUUAGAUGCCCACAA